UUUAUAGGCGGCCACGUCACUUUCUUCGCCGUCUUCACAAUUUUCUCAAUUUUGUUGUUUAGAGCUGGUGUAUUGAUAUAUUGUCUGUAAUAUUUAAGGAUAAAGAUUUGUCAAACUCUUAUAAACAUUGAUUUGAGUGUGUCAUUAUAACUCUUUAUCGGCUACUUGGAAGUUUUGGAUCCAUAUCAACCCAACCUUAGAAAUGAAUAUAUUCCGAUUAGCUGGUGAUUUAGCGCACGUUUUCGCUAUUAUAAUUUUGCUCUUGAAAAUUUGGAAAACUAGAUCAUGUGCUGGAAUUUCCGGAAAGUCGCAAAUCCUUUUUUCAGUUGUGUAUCUGACAAGGUACUUGGAUUUGUUUACAACGUACGUCAGUUUGUACAACUCUGUGAUGAAGGUACUAUUUCUGGCAUCAUCAGGAGCGACAGUAUAUCUCAUGUACAUAAAAUUUAAAGCCACAUAUGACCAAAACCACGAUUCUUUUCGCGUGGAGUUUCUUCUUGUGCCGUGUCUGCUAUUGUCACUAUUAAUUAACCACGAAUAUACUGUAAUGGAGAUAUUAUGGACGUUUUCUAUAUACUUGGAAUCAGUUGCUAUUUUGCCCCAACUAUUCUUGGUCAGCAAAACGGGAGAAGCAGAAUCGAUUACCAGCCAUUAUUUAUUUGCAUUGGGUUCAUAUCGUGCAUUGUACUUGCUGAACUGGGUAUAUCGUUACAUUGUGGAAUCGCAUUAUGACCUUAUAGCGAUUUGUGCUGGAAUUGUCCAAACCAUUUUAUAUUGUGAUUUUUUCUAUCUCUACAUUACCAAAGUGCUGAAGGGAAAAAAACUUCAAUUGCCUGCAUAAUUUGUUUUAGAGCUCAAAAUAUCUUCUGUAUCUUAUAUAGGUUUGUUGUGCAAUUGUAACAUUGCUAUCGGAAUAGUCCGAACUGUAUCAAACAACAAAACUAAUCUUAGUGUUAUGUUUAACGGAAUGCUAAUUAUGUCCCAUAAAUAUACCAAACGAAAAAAAAAUGUCCACAAUUUUUUGUAUAACUGGAAGUUUACUCUUUAUUUUUUGAUACAUGUAAGAAUACUAUCUUAACCUGAAUUAAUUUUCUCGAAGUAUCAAACUUAAAUGCAUGCCUGAAAGUUAUUUCCUUUAAAUAAUUUAUGUUUUAUUACAUUAUAUAUUCCUAAAGGACUAGCUUUUGAACAUUAUGUUUCAUUUUUGUUUGGGUGGUAAUGUCUAACCAGCCAACCGACAAAAUUUUUAAAUGAUUCUAAAAAUUAUUCUCAUUUAUUGUUAUAGAAGCCAAAGAAUCCCAAUGCCUUUAAAGUAGGAAGCUCCACAUUUUUAUUUAAGCUUAGAGCAAUAAGUUAUAAAACGGGUUAUAUUUACGAAGUAUGCAAAAUUCAUUAUCCCUAUUCAGUUAAUAACACUGAAAAUAUAAACAUAACAAAGUCAAA
Molecule: messenger RNA, 1443 nt
Organism: Stomoxys calcitrans (stable fly)
Lineage: Eukaryota; Metazoa; Arthropoda; Insecta; Diptera; Muscidae
Gene: KdelR
Product: ER lumen protein-retaining receptor
Exons: 2
Coding region: 203-841 (212 amino acids)
Biological process (GO): endoplasmic reticulum to Golgi vesicle-mediated transport; protein retention in ER lumen
Cellular component (GO): endoplasmic reticulum; cis-Golgi network; membrane
Molecular function (GO): ER lumen protein retrieval receptor activity
Source: RefSeq, a predicted model, not a curated record